AUGUCGUUCGCCGGUGGUAAAAAUGAAAAUAUAAAAACGGAAAUGAUGACAUCAUCACCUUAUGAAUGGUUAAAAUAUUGUGUUGAUUUAUUAGAAAAUUUUAAUGUUCUAGAACCUUCUAUGGAAAAAUCACAAAGGGUUAAAAAAAUAGAUUUUACGUUAAAUGAAAAAUGUGAAAGUGAUGAUAAAAUAUUGAAAUUAUGCGAAGACGUUAUAAAAAACAGCGUUUUAACAAAUCAUCCACAUUUUCAUAAUCAACUUUACGGCGGUACCGAUCCAUAUGGAUUAGUUGGAGGUUUUAUUACCGAAGCGUUAAACACAAAUCAGGUAACAUUCGAAAUCGCACCCGUAUUCACAUUAAUCGAAUCCGAAUUAUAUAGAAAAUUAUCAUCAUUAAUAGGAAUCAUUAACGGUGAUGGAAUUUUUUCACCAGGAGGAAGUUUAAACAACAUGUACGCAAUGGUUUUAGCAAGAUAUAAAUUAAAUCCGGAUAUAAAAAAAAAGGGGGUCUAUUGUAUGAAUAAAUUGGUUGCGUUCACAUCAGAAGACUCUCAUUAUUCCAUAAUGAAAGGAGUUAAUUGGAUCGGUAUCGGUAUCGAUAACGUUAUUAAAAUAAAAACGGAUGAUUUUGGUAAAAUGAUACCGGAUCAUUUGGAAAAAAUGAUAAUUAAAACAAAAGAAGAAGGACGGGUGCCAUUUUUUGUUAACGUCACCGCAGGUACGACGGUUUUGGGUGCUUUCGAUCCUAUUGAAAUAAUUAACGAUAUUUGUAGUAAAUAUAACCUGUGGAUGCACGUGGACGCUUGCUGGGGAGGAAGUUUAUUAUUUUCUAAAAAAUAUUCAAAAGUAUUAAAAGGAUUAAACAAAGCUGAUUCUGUAUCAUGGAAUCCACACAAAAUGCUGGGUGCUCCUUUACAAUGUUCAAUUUUUUUAACGAAACAUAAGGAAAUACUACACGAGUGUAAUUCAGCAUCAGCAACAUAUUUAUUCCAACAGGAUAAAUUUUACGAUGUCAGUUACGAUACGGGUGAUAAGAGUGUACAAUGCGGUAGAAAAGUUGAUUGUUUUAAAUUAUGGCUUAUGUGGAAAGCGAGAGGAGAUACUGGAUUUGAAAAAUUAGUCGAUCAAGCCAUGGAAUGUUCCAGAUAUUUUAAAGAUAAAAUAACAAACAGACCUGGUUUUCAACUUGUCUUACCUGAAUUCGAAUGCACAAAUGUUUGUUUCUGGUACAUUCCAGUAAGAUUAAGAAAUAUGGAACAAACUGAUGAAUGGUGGAACGAAUUGGAAAAGGUUGCACCUAAAAUAAAAGAACAACUCACAUAUGCUGGAUCAUUAAUGAUAGGUUAUCAACCUUUAAAUCAUAAAAAUUUUAAAAAUUUUUUUAGAAUGGUUAUAACAUGUCAUCCUAUAAGAACUUAUCAACACAUGGAUUAUGUUAUCGAACAAAUCGAAUUAUGGGGUGAAAAAAUUUAA
Messenger RNA from Pediculus humanus corporis (human body louse), 1473 nucleotides. RefSeq names its product Cysteine sulfinic acid decarboxylase, putative. The record is from RefSeq and is a predicted model, not a curated record. Lineage: Eukaryota; Metazoa; Arthropoda; Insecta; Psocodea; Pediculidae. Gene Ontology annotation, molecular function: carboxy-lyase activity; pyridoxal phosphate binding. Bases 1 to 1473 code for a protein of 490 amino acids. The transcript is spliced from 10 exons. Gene Ontology annotation, biological process: carboxylic acid metabolic process. Gene Ontology annotation, cellular component: cytoplasm.